Penicillium diatomitis is the source of this 2355-nucleotide messenger RNA. RefSeq names its product thioredoxin domain-containing protein. The record is from RefSeq and is a predicted model, not a curated record. The transcript has 4 exons. Gene Ontology annotation, biological process: carbohydrate metabolic process. Bases 1 to 2355 code for a protein of 784 amino acids. NCBI's taxonomy places the organism in Eukaryota, Fungi, Ascomycota, Eurotiomycetes, Eurotiales, Aspergillaceae.
AUGCCCGUUAUGCAGUCGCAGCAUGAGACCUCGGAUGCCGGCCCGAAGCUGGUCAAUCGCUUGCACCUGAGCAAAUCACCAUAUGUACGGGCGCAUAUGAACAAUCCUGUCGCAUGGCAGCUCUGGGAUUCCGAAGCCGUGAACCAUGCAAAGAAAUAUAACCGGAUGAUUUUUCUGAGUAUCGGAUACUCAGCCUGCCACUGGUGCCAUGUCAUGGAAAAGGAAUCAUUCAUGUCCGCCGAAGUCGCAGCAAUCCUGAACGAGUCAUUUAUUCCGAUCAAGGUCGAUCGGGAAGAACGUCCGGACAUUGAUGACAUUUACAUGAACUACGUGCAGGCAACCACAGGCUCGGGUGGUUGGCCGUUGAACGUUUUUCUGACCCCCGAGCUGGAGCCGGUGUUUGGUGGAACAUACUGGCCCGGGCCAAAUUCGAGCACUUUGCACGGUCCAGGGACCACCGGCUUUGUGGAGAUCCUGGAGAAACUGAGAGAUGUUUGGAGUACACAACAGGAGCGCUGUCUGGAGAGUGCCAAGGACAUCACGACUCAACUACGAGAAUUCGCAGAGGAGGGAACACACUCACAGUCCACGGGUCAAGAGGAAGACGAGGAAGAUUUGGAUGUUGAGCUUCUCGAGGAGGCUUAUCAACAUUUUGCGUCGAGAUAUGAUUCUAUCAACGGCGGAUUUGGCCGAGCCCCCAAAUUUCCUACUCCUGCCAAUCUCGCCUUCCUACUCCGGCUGGGUGCAUAUCCCGAAGAGGUUCGAGAUGUGAUUGGCAAAGACGAAUGCGAAAAGGCGACAGCGAUGGCAGUCACAACGUUGGUAAAUAUGGCCCGCGGUGGUAUCCGGGAUCAUAUCGGUCACGGGUUUUCCCGAUAUAGCGUCACGGCAGAUUGGAGCCUGCCUCAUUUCGAGAAGAUGCUAUAUGAUCAAGCUCAGUUGCUGGACGUUUAUCUGGAUGCUUUCCGAUUGACCCACGACCCGGAGCUCUUGGGUGCUGUUUACGACUUGGCAGCCUAUUUGACAACUGCGCCACUGCAGUCUCCGACUGGCGGAUUCUUCUCUUCGGAAGAUGCUGACAGCUACCCCAGUCCGAAUGAUACAGAAAAGCGAGAGGGAGCCUUCUACGUUUGGUCACUCAAAGAACUCAAUCAGGUUCUGGGCUCACGAGAUGCUCCAGUCUGCGCUCGUCAUUGGGGCAUGCUCCCGGAUGGAAAUGUAGCGGCCGAGUACGACCCGCAUGACGAAUUCAUGAACCAAAAUGUGCUCUCCGUCAAAACCACCCCAAGCAAGCUCGCCAAGGAGUUCGGUCUGAGUGAAGAAGAGGUAGUCAGGAUUAUCAAGAAUGGCAAGCAAAAGCUUCGCGACCACCGUGAGAGGACGAGGGGACACCCUGACCUUGACGACAAAAUUGUGGUGGCUUGGAAUGGUCUCGCGAUCGGUGCGCUGGCUAAAUGCAGCGUUCUAUUUGAGGACAUUGAGAGCUCCAAAGCUACUUCCUGUCGCGAGACUGCCGCGCGAGCUGUGAGCUUCAUUAAAGAAAAUCUAUUCGAAAGAUCCACGGGCAAAUUAUGGCGCAUCUGGCGUGACGGCAGUCGUGGCGACACCCCUGGAUUUGCCGAUGACUACGCCUUUUUGACCAGUGGUCUUCUGGACAUGUACGAAGCGACCUUUGACGACAGCUACUUACAGUUCGCUGAGCGUCUCCAAAAACAUCUGAACGAGCAUUUCCUGUCCCGGACAGAGACUUCAUCCUCUGGUUACUUCAACACCUCUUCUGAGCUGACUCCUGGCAUGCCUGGCCCUCUGUUUCGGUUGAAGACGGGCACAGAGUCUGCCACGCCGUCUGUGAACGCCGUCAUUGCCCGCAAUCUGCUCCGCUUGGCAGCAUUACUCGAGGAGGAACAAUACCGGACUCUAGCUCGACAGACUUGCAACUCGUUUGCCGUAGAGAUUCUGCAACAUCCCUUCUUGUUUGUCGGUCUGCUUGACGUGGUUGUGGGCCUCCAGAUUGGGACUCGGACUGUGACCGGAGUCUUCAGUACCACCGAGACCGGUCAAGGGUCGUCGCGCUCGGGCGAGAGCUCCGAGGGUCGAGAAGAUCAGCCCGUGGCCGCGCGUGAUUUGAUAGUGCGACGAGUACGCGCAGAGGCCGGCGCGGGACCUUGUUCGACUCUGGCAGUCACGUCAAUGGUUGACAUUCGACCUUCACAUCUCAAAGACUUUGUCGGUAAUCAGUCCUUCUGGCUCAAGUCUCGUAAUCCUCUUUUCAAGGAUUUGAAGGCAGGAGAGCAUGCAAAGAACCAGAUGAUGAUUUGUCAUUCUGGACAGUGUAACAUUGUUGAUCUUGAGUGA